AUGUUCGCCGCACGACAGAGGGCAGCCUGCGUGGCCCGACAGCUGCAGCGGACAGCGCGGACCUACGCUUCCGACGCCCACGCCCACCACAAGCCCGCCGCCCCCGUCAACGAGUCCUUCGGCACCGGAUCCAUUAUCACCGUCUCUGUCUUCCUGAGUGGCGUCGGUCUCCUUCAGUUCGUCCCCAAGGAGGGCGAGAAGUCCGCCAUCCUUAGCCUCAUCGACAAGUACACUUCGCGGGCCCAGGACUGGGAGGAGAUCAACACCCUGCACACCAAGGCUGCGCAGCAAGCUUCAUUCGACCGAAACUUGUUCGAGAACGGCUCCAACAAGCACCGAUACGUUGAUGUCGCCUACCCCGAGGCAAUCCAAUCCCACGCUCCCCGAAACAUCCAGGCCGGUCACCUGAACAACAUGGACUGGGCUGUCGAGCACUUCAGGCAACAGCACCUCAAGGACGAGGAGCGGAAAGCGAUUGCGCUGGCCCAGAAGCAGGAAUGA
Molecule: messenger RNA, 501 nt
Organism: Ilyonectria robusta
Lineage: Eukaryota; Fungi; Ascomycota; Sordariomycetes; Hypocreales; Nectriaceae
Exons: 3
Coding region: 1-501 (166 amino acids)
Cellular component (GO): mitochondrion
Source: RefSeq, a predicted model, not a curated record